GGUUCAGUUUCAGUUCAGUUGAGGUUAGAACGCCAUAGAGGAAGGUCGAUUUUCGCUCGUUCUUCGCUGUUUAACAUAAACUAAUACGGUAGUUGCGUAAACCAUGUGUUAGUAGAGUUAUGGCUUCGUGUUUCAAAAAGUGGGAUUUAUGACGUCAAGGACUUUGUGAUUUCGCUUGUGUUCCGGGAUUUUUCGCCCUGAGAGAACCGGACGUAGCAUGGGAGCAGCAGCAUGACCGGACCAAGCGGAGGAGUCCCGUGAUGGCCCGGGCUUUUUGGCUCACUCUUUUCUUCGCCCUGUUCACCAUCAGUCGGUGUGCGGCGUGCAAGCUGGACCAGUGCGUCAGGAUCUACAACAUGAAGAUGGAAGAGGAAAACAUCCCCGAGCCCGAGGCGUCGCCCGCCUACUGCAACGUGCUGGCUGCCUACGGCCAUUGCGUGCACGCCACCACUCGCUCAUGCCGGGGGAACUUGAAGUUCCACACUACCUUCAGCUCCCUCAACCCUCUCAAGAUCCGCUACAACUGUACCAAGCACAGCGGGGGCGGCACGCACUUCCGUCCUCACAGCACUGCCGCACCGCCCCCGCCGCCGCCUCCGCAAUGCAGCUUCCACGGCCGCCAGAGGUUCAGGCACUGCGGCCUGUUCGGCGACCCCCACCUCAAGACGUUUGACAACCAGUAUCAGACGUGCAGGGUGAAGGGCGCGUGGCCUCUCAUUGACAACGCUUACCUCGCCGUGCAAGUGACUAACGAGCAGGUUGUGGAAGGAUCGCCGGCUACUGCCCCUACUAAGGUCACAAUCAUCAUCAAAGGCCGCAGCACCCCUUGUACUUCUGAGAAGACGUACGAGGCGGUCGCCGACGCUCCUCUCCCCACCACCUUCAUAGACGGCAGCUACAGGUCUGGGCCUGACGAGAGUGUGGUGAUCGCAGCCAGCAACGGCGCAAGUGAGAGGGUGGAGAUAUUCCUACGUUACGUCGACACAACUUUGGUCGUCCGCAGAGUUGGGAAGCAUCUAGCAUUCUCGGCAAAACUCCCAGAGGAGUUGGUCGAGAACUCUCUCCAGCAAGACCCAGAGUCCCUUCAACUCUGCACGCGAGGGUGUCCGGUGACGGAACGUUUAGACUUAGUGACAUCUCGGGGACACCAGGUGUCGUGGGAAACAGCGUUAGAGAAGUGUCGAAGUACCGAGGACUUGAGUAACGAUAUCGUCAACAACUUGACGGAUUACUACUUAGACUGGUGUGUGUUUGACGCGAUGACAGCCGGCGUGGAAUUUGACUUCACCGCGGCGGCGCAUUCCGCUCAAGCAGACGUUUUGAGGUUAGAUCCUUCGUCGCUGCAGAACAGGACGAGCCUGCUGCUGAGUCAGGCUCCACCCUCGGCAGCAAGCCUGCAGAGGGUAUCAGCUGUGCUGUUACUGCUGAUGAUACUUCUCAGGCAGUUCUUGUAAAGUACUAAGGUAGUGAAACUUGCCACAAGUAACAUUGUCACUUCAUAUAAUGGAGAAACUAAUUUGCUGUAUUCAAUAGCGUUUUAAAUCCUGCAAUAACUUACUAAUUAUGUUUCAGCAUAGAAAAUUAUUUUGAAAACUGAUUACUAAAGAUUAAAUUUUGUUAUUUCGUUGCACUUAAAAAAACAUUUUAUUUCACAAGGUGGUACGAAAAGAGUGGAAUUAAUAGUAAUAAUAAUCUACUAAUUUUUUUCUACCACGUUACAAAGUCUUAAACAAUAGUGUAGAUCACUUGUCAGGUUUAUUAGUACAAAGCGAGACUCAAGUCUCAGCCUAGAUUAAAACUACUUACAUGUAAUUUAGGACUUAGUUUAGAAGGGGAACCCGUGACAUUGUUGUUAAAUGUGAUAAUUGUGAAUGUCUGUACAUAGACUCUGUAUCAUAAUUCUGUAGAGUAACCAAAGUAUUUAAUAUAACAAUCCCACUGGUUCUUGUAUUAUAAUUUUAAGUUUCACUACUAAAUUGUUUAUUAACUUGUUUUUUACCCAGUCUUCCUCUAAGUUUACAAUGUUUCUUUUGUUACUAAUAUUUUGUUAUUCUCGAGCACUCGCUGCUCUGAGAUUUGAAACUUUGGUGUGUAGCUUUAAUUUUUAUGUACAUUUGUUUUUAAUUUUGUAAGUCAACCCGUGUACAAAUGUUAAUACGAGUAUGGAUGUAUUUAUGUGAAUAGAGAAAAUCGAGGUCGACUGGAACUUCCAGAGUAUUCUAUUGUAGAUUUUAGUGAAAUUUUAAAUUUCUGCGUAUUUGUUUCUGGAAGUACCUAGAUACCUGUGUAUAUAGUAUUUAUAAUUUAUGAGAUGCUUUAUAUGAUUUUCAAAGCCUUUGAAAAACGUAAGCCUGUGAUCUAAAAACUGCUUGUACGUGCCUAGUCUACACGUAAAUCUAAACUGUCUCUGAUCUGGUUUGAUAUUUCAACCUUGAAAAAAAGACCAAUCUUAAAAAAACUUUGAUAUUGUAAAAUCAUAUUUGACUUUAAUAUCCUGUAAUUUCCAAAUUGCACUUGAGAGCUUGAUAAGGUUGUCCUUUGAAUUGCCAAUUGAAAAAAACUCAACAAUACACCUGUACUAUCUUAAAAUAAAUUUUAAUUUUGAAAUCUUUAAAAUUCUUAAUAUAAUGGAUAGAAAAAUAUCCCUCACUUCUCUAACAAAACUGAAACUACACAGCACUUUCAUUUUUCUUUUUUUUAAUCUAUAAUGCACAAAAUGUAAUUUAGUGUAACAAACAAAGUUUUAGAAAUACCUAAGCCAGGUUGUUUUGCAUUGAUGUGAAAAAAUACUUUUUAAAUGCUUGCCUUACGGUUACGUUAAUUAGUAAUUGAUCAUGAAAAACACUUAAAAUACUCAUCUAUCCACUUAGAUUUUUCUGCUCAUUCCAAAUAAUUAAGCUUUACAAAUAUUUAAAGGACAACCAUUUAAUUUAUUGCCUAUGCCUUAUAUUUUUGUGCCUGCUAAAGUUGCUAUUUUCAUAUUCUUACAUUGCCCAUCCAGUAUUGUAGAUACGACAGUAUUCACUUGUUACAAACACUAGUAAGAUACGAAAGUUAUACUAUACUUCACUUGGAUGCAUCAUGUUAAAAAUUAAUUUCAUAAAUAUAGAGAUUUAACUGAAUUUGUAUGUAACCGUGUGUAAUUAAGAAAGUAAGAUGUCUAGUCUAUAUCUAUAAUCCUAAUUAACAGUUUUGGAGUAAAAAAAAAAUAUUUUCAGUAAAAAUUUCAAAUUUAGUUUUGCGAUAAAAUUUAUUUUGGAAAUUGAUUUUAUAGCCCACUUUUACUAUUUUAAAAACUGAAAAAACAUUAAUGGAUUUCUCCUUGACAUAAUCUAAUGUAUAAAUUAAUAAGAUUUUUCAAAGUAAACAAUGUUUAUACUUUCAUUAUUUUUAAUCAUAUAUACAUAUAAGCCCUGUUCUGGGAAAUCGAGUCUUUCAGACAAUACAAACUAAAGAUUGUGGUUACAUUAUUGUAUUUGUUGUCAAUAUUAUUUCUUAGUAAUUUAACUGGGACUAACAUCUUACUUCUUCCAUUUUAAGUAGAACCAAUUUAGACUGCUCUACUAAUAAUUGUUAGAAUAACCUAGUCAAGGUUAAAUUAUUGUUAUACACACAUUUCAUAACAUUAUUGAUUUGCCGAACUUCAAAAUGUAAAAUGAGUUGAUAAAUUUAUCUUUUGGAAACUUUGACUGUCAUCAAUUUCUUGUUUUUGUGAUGUAUUGAGUGAUUGUUCAGUAUUGAUUAAGUGAUUUUAUUGAUUAUCUUUUUAUGACACAUUUGAGCCAAUCUAGAGACUGACCUUAUAUAAUAAAAUAGUUAUAAUGAU
Messenger RNA from Macrosteles quadrilineatus (aster leafhopper), 3826 nucleotides. RefSeq names its product repulsive guidance molecule A-like. The transcript is spliced from 4 exons. Bases 261 to 1454 code for a protein of 397 amino acids. The record is from RefSeq and is a predicted model, not a curated record. NCBI's taxonomy places the organism in Eukaryota, Metazoa, Arthropoda, Insecta, Hemiptera, Cicadellidae. Gene Ontology annotation, molecular function: coreceptor activity. Gene Ontology annotation, cellular component: plasma membrane. Gene Ontology annotation, biological process: BMP signaling pathway.